AUGGCAGAUACAUCAUCUUCCUUCCUUUCUGAUUUUGGUCUGCUAUUAUAUCUGGAAUAGCUAAACAAGGAGGAAUAAUUCAAGUUACUUCUGAAGAAUGAGACCAUGGAACCCAGGUCCUGCUAGAUACCCUGGGCUGAAGUGAGGAAGGCCAAGUGGGAGGAUCUGGCUAAUGUGAUGAAUAAGUGUUAUCCAGGAAAGCAGGCCUUGGAUGUGCUCAAAAUCUUUGGCAAGAUGAACCCAAAGGAUCUAUGUUGAGAGCCAAAGCAGGAGCUUAAUUGGACAGCCCAGGCCACAGAACCAGAGGAUGCCAGGGCCCAAGGGGAACAUGGUGAUCAGGAGGCUGACUUGGGUGAUGGAAUGGAAUACAGAAUUCAAAUAGAGAAGAGGGUUUGCAUGCCAUGUAAGAAGGGUUUGCUUGGAGAACCUGAAGAGUUCCUCUAUAGAUUUGCUCAGGAAGAUGGAGAACUGUUGGAGCGUUUGUUUGAUGUCGAUGUCGGAACCGGAGAGCCCGAGGCAGUGGUGCUGCAGGGGGCUGCUAGAGCUGGGAAAACGCCCUUGGUGAGAAAGGCAUUGAUGGAUUGGGCACCGGGCAGUCUCUGUCAGCAGAGGUUUACUGAGGGUUUUUAUCUCUGCAUGAGAUAAAUCUCUGCUGAGAGCAGCUUGGUGCACAUGAUAUCAAAGGACUGGCCCAGCACAGAAGGCAACAUUGAAAGGAUCACGUCCCCACGGAGCAGUCUCCUUUUUAUUAUCGAUAGUUUCGAUGAACUGAACUUUGCAUUUGAGGAACUGGAAUUGAUACUGUGUGAAAACUGGACCCAGGUGUACCCAGUGUCGUUCCUCAUGAGGAGCUGGCUGAGGCACAUGGUGCUCGAGUUGUUCUUAUUGGUGACCACAAGGCUCACAGCUUGUAAGAAACUAAAGCCUUUGUUGAAGAAUCCGCAUCUGUAUAUAGAGCUACUGGGUGUGUCUAAGGAUGCAAGAGAGGAGUAUACUUACCAGUUUUUUGAAGAAAAGAAGUGGGCAGAAGUAUUCAGUACACUGAAAAGUAAUGAGAUUCUUUUUGCCAUGCAUGAAGUCCCCAUAGUGUGCUGGUUUUGUCCUUGUCUGGAGCAACAAAUGGAGAAGGAUGGUGAUCUCACAUUAACCUGCAAAGCCACCAAAGCUCUGUUUACCUGCUGUAUCUCUAGCUUGCUCACACCAGAAGAUGGAAACUCCUAGUUUACCCAGUCAAGUCAACUGAGGAGCCUGUGCCACUUGGCUGCCAAAGGAGUUUAGACUAUGAAGUGUUUUACAGGGAAAAAUCUCAGAAAGCAUGGGUUAACUAAAUCUGAUGUCUCAGUUUCCCUGGACAUGAGUAUUCUUCAGCAGGAUGUGCAGUAUGAGAACUGCAAUGUGUUUACCCACCUCCACAUUCAGGAGUUCUUUGCAGCUGUGUUCUAUAUGUUGAAAGGCAGUUGGGGAACCAAGGACCAUUCCUUUCAGUCUUUACAAGGCUUGAAGCUGUUACUUGAAAGCAACAGUGGUUAUAAAGAUCGCCAUGUGACACAGAUGAAAUGUUCUUUGUUUGGCCUUUUGAAUGAAGAUCAAGUAAAACAACUGGAAACUUUUAAUGAUAAAAUGCCACUGGAUAUAAAAUGGAACAUCAGUGGAUGGAACCAUUAGGAAACUGACUAUUUUUCAUCACAGCUGGGAUUUCUGGAGUUGUUCCACUGUCCACAUGAGACUCAAGAUUACACAUGUAUAAGUCAGGCAAUGAGAUAUUUCCAAACGGUUGCUGUUAAUACGUGGAAACUCCAUUUGCUUGUGUCUUCAUUCUGCCUUAAGCACUGCCAGGAUUUAUGGACCAUAACUGUAACUGUGAUAUCUGAGAAGAUGACCUCACACUCUCCAGCUGAAGCAUGGGAUGGUGGCUGCAUUACUUGUUGCUGGCAAGAUCUCUGUUCUGUACUUCAUACAAAUGAGCACUUGAGAGAGUUGGACCUCUGUCUUAGCAACCUAGAUGAAUUAUCAAUGAAGACUUUCUAUCAAGAACAAAGACACCCAAAUUAUAAACUACAAAAGCUCCUAUUGCAAUUUCUUUCUUUCCCUAAUAGUUGUCAGAACAUCUCAGCUUUGAUUCACAACCAGAAUCUGAUGCAUCUCAGCCUGAAAAGGAGUGACAUAGGGGACAAUGGAGGAAAGGCAUCGUGUGAAACCUUGAACUGUCCAGACUGUGAACUGCAGACUCUUUCCCAAUUGAAGACUCCUCAUUGUACAGUUUUCUGUAACGCUCCAUGUACACUUGUGAACAAUGUGCUGAGGCAUUGCCAUUUCACUGCUCUUAGCAGUGAACACCUGUCAUCCUCUCUCCUACACAAGAGCCUGCCACAUCUGGAUCUCGGGUCUAACCAGCUACACGAUGAUGGAGUGAUGCUUCUGUGUGAUGUCUUUUGGCAUCCAUGCUGUGAUCUUCAGCACCUGGAAUUGAUGGGCUGUAUUCUUACUAAUGCACGUUGUCUGGAUCUGGCUUCUGCUAUUUUGAACAACACAAACCUGUGGAGCCUGGACCUUGGGAACAAUGACUUGCAGGAUGAUGGAAUUAAAAUUCUGUUUGAGGCUUCGAGACAUCCAAACUGUAACAUUCAGAGGCUUGGGCUGAAAUACUGUGAUUUGACUCUCUGUUGUCAAAAUCUGUCCUCUACUCUUAGCAGCAACCAAAAACUGAUAAAAAUAAAUCUGAUGCAGAAAACUUUAGGGUGUGAAGGCAUUAUGAAAUUAUGUGAAGCCCUGAGGUCUCCUGAAUGUGAAUUACAAGUGCUAGGGUUGUGCAAAGAGGCAUUAGAUGAGGAAGCCCAGAAGCUGCUGGAAGCUGUGGGAGUUAGUAGUCCUCACCUAGUCAGUCAGUCUGAUUGUAAUGAUCACAGUGAAGAAAACUGUUCCUGGUGGCAGUGUUUCUGA
This is a messenger RNA of Manis javanica (Malayan pangolin), 2940 nucleotides long. It is a transcript of the gene NLRP14, whose product is annotated as NLR family pyrin domain containing 14. Gene Ontology annotation, cellular component: cytoplasm. NCBI's taxonomy places the organism in Eukaryota, Metazoa, Chordata, Mammalia, Pholidota, Manidae. Gene Ontology annotation, molecular function: protein binding. The record is from RefSeq and is a predicted model, not a curated record. Gene Ontology annotation, biological process: regulation of inflammatory response.